GUCAUUUUUAAAAAUUUUAUAACUUACAAUUUUUAAACAUUUGUUGCUAAUGGAAAACUUUACCAAUUAAGAAUUGGCGGAUAUGCAUUUGGCAUACGGAGCAACAAACUGCAAUGCACGAGCAGCUUCGCGGUUGUGUCAUGAACGUUAUCCCGAACGACAGCAUUCUGGAUACAAAAAGUUUAUUACGGUUCAUAGGCGGCUCGCUGAGACAGACAUGUUUAAGACCAAGAUGCAUGAUACUGGUGUUGCUCGAACCGUAAGAACGGUCGAAUUUAAAGAAGAGGUGCUUCAGCGAGUUGCCGAUGAACCAUCAAAUAGCACACGUGACGUCGCUAAGAAUAUGAAUACGAGUAACGCUUCUGUCUGGCGGGUACUACACGAGCAACAACUCCAUCCUUACCACUUCCAGAAAGUUCAAGGUAUAACUGCAGCCGAUUAUCAUCCUAGAGUUCAAUUUUGUCGAUGGCUUCUGGAUCACAUCAUUGCACAACCAAAUUUUUUACGAUAUGUUUUGUGGACCGAUGAAGCCUCUUUUACAAGAGACGGUAUUUUUAAUAGUAGGAAUAGCCAUGUUUGGGACGAAGAAAAUCCUUAUGCAAUUUUUCCAAGAAAACAUCAGAACGUAUGGGCAGGCAUUGUUGAUGAUUAUUUAAUUGGGCCAUACCUUCUACCGGAACGGUUAACAGGACCUAUUUAUCUGCGUUUCUUGGAGGGAGUUCUCCCAGAACUCCUUGAAAAUGUUCCACUAAACGUUAGACAGCAAAUGUGGUUUCAGCAUAAUAGAGCGCCGGCUCACUUUGCUGUACAAGUACGCAAGUAUUUGGCUCAGCGGUUUGGGCACCGUUGGAUUGCCAGAGGUGGAGCAGUUUUUUGGCCUCCUAGGUCACCCGAUUUAACGUCGCUCGAUUUUUUCUUGUGGGGACAUGUAAAGUCUUUAGUCUACGAAACUCCAGUAGAAUCAGAGCUAGACUUAAUUGGACGAAUAUCACCAGCAUUUGAAAUCAUUCAAAACGAGGAUCAUCAAUUUUUAGUGUAGUCCGCCGAAAUCAUGUGCGGCGUUUAAAUCGGUGUAUUGAGGUUGGAGGAAGACAUUUUAAACAAUUGUUGUGAUGGUAUCAUAUACAAAAGGGCCGUAGUGGCGUAGUGACACAUUUCCAGACAUGGGUUCCUAUACUCAAAUGGAUUCUACUGUUGCACUGUAGAAAGUGCAUUGCACUGUGUGAAAUGAUUAGACCUAAGUAGGAAAAUUGUUGUUUUUUUUAGAUAUAGCUUUUUUUUUGGAAAUUAAUAAUUUUUGUUUUAAAGUUAUUUUAUGCGAUAAGCGCAUAUUUAUUUAUUUUUGUUAAACUUAAAAAUAAUUCUGUAGGAGGGUUGAGUUUGAGUAGCCUUAGGCUAGACUUCGCCCACUAUUAGGAUUAAAUUGUGCAUUUCAAAUAUUUUCUGUAAAUAAUUGACAAAUAAAGGACGUUUAUUAUUAUUAUUAU
Anthonomus grandis grandis is the source of this 1487-nucleotide messenger RNA. RefSeq lists its product as uncharacterized. The record is from RefSeq and is a predicted model, not a curated record. Gene Ontology annotation, molecular function: nucleic acid binding. Bases 83 to 1039 code for a protein of 318 amino acids. The transcript is spliced from 2 exons. NCBI's taxonomy places the organism in Eukaryota, Metazoa, Arthropoda, Insecta, Coleoptera, Curculionidae.